GAUCUUGCAGCAACAACAGCAAAAAUAAAAGUUAUCCAAGGUGAAGAUCAGAAAGCUCUGGGUGAUGGGAUGAAUGAAUAUUAUGACUCUCACUAUGAAACAGAAACAGUGGAGAGUAAUAUGGAAUUUGUACAGUUGGGUGCUGUACCCAAAACCCCACUACAGCAAACCAUCUUAAGUACAUUUGCAUCUCCACCUUCAAAGGAUAAAACAUCAGAAAAUAAAACCCAAAGCAAAAAUGUUAAUGAAAGAAACAAAGCUGCAACUCAGACUGCACAAGAUUACUCUGAAAUAGCUGCUCCUCAUGACAACUUAAAUGUUGU
This is a messenger RNA of Austrofundulus limnaeus, 323 nucleotides long. RefSeq lists its product as uncharacterized. Lineage: Eukaryota; Metazoa; Chordata; Actinopteri; Cyprinodontiformes; Rivulidae. The record is from RefSeq and is a predicted model, not a curated record.